AUGAUAAUUUUUAAAUUUAUUUUGACAUUUAUGUUUCUUAGUGGAUUAAUAAUAUUUAGUCUUAAACGUAAGCAUUUACUGUUAAUAUUAUUGAGACUGGAAUAUGUUGUACUGUCACUUUACUUAGCGAUAUUUUUGUAUUUAAGAAUAUUGGGGAAUGAAUAUUUUUUUUCAAUGAUUUUUUUAACUUUUACUGUUUGUGAGGGGGUUUUGGGUCUUUCUAUUUUGGUUUCUCUUAUUCGUAGUCAUGGAAAUGAUUAUUUUCAGAGAUUUAGGGUUUUAUGAUAA
Molecule: messenger RNA, 288 nt
Organism: Tribolium castaneum (red flour beetle)
Lineage: Eukaryota; Metazoa; Arthropoda; Insecta; Coleoptera; Tenebrionidae
Source: the annotation of a RefSeq genome assembly